AUGGUGAGAUGUAGUGUGGUGUGGUGUGGUGCGGUGCGGUGUGACGUGGCGUAUCGUGCGCAGGGGACGCGCUCCUGCGGCUGCGCGUGGACGGCGCCCCCGAGCGGCGAGCGGCCGACGGCGCGGACCAACGCCACCAACAGAGUUCUGAACUGGUACUCGAAGUCGCUGAUCCGGAACCUGGUGCCGGUGGCGAACCACCUCUUCUCGGAGAUGUACGAGGGCCUCCUGCAGAAGUUCUUCGACGCGGUGCCCUACCGCCGGCUCUUCCGGGACGUGCAGCCCCUGGGCUCCCCCGGGCGCGCCUAGACGCCGC
Messenger RNA from Gryllus bimaculatus (two-spotted cricket), 316 nucleotides. The record is from the annotation of a GenBank genome assembly. Lineage: Eukaryota; Metazoa; Arthropoda; Insecta; Orthoptera; Gryllidae.